AUUUUAGUUUAGAUUCCCUGUUGAAUCAUGAUUGCCUCUCAAUUAUGGGAAAGCUGCCAAAUGUAUUACCUUUUCAUGUGUUUAUUAUUGAUACAAUUGAAUUUAAAUGUUUGUGAUUUAAUAUCAACAUCUAAAAAUGUUAACCCGUUAACAAGGUUAACCAAUCCACUUGGAAAUCCGAUUAAUCUAAAUAACAAUAUUAAUAGUAAUAACGUUAAUCACCUUAAUAUGAACAACAUGAAUAGUUUACAUAAUCUUAAUAGUUACAAUAGUGUUAAUAAUGUUAGGUUAAACAAGUGCAAUCGUGAUUUACCUGGAACAUCGCCUAAAAAAAUUCCUGGUGAUAAUGGAUUUAAGAUUAAAAUUACCGGUGAUAAAGAAAAGUUCAAACCUGGUGAACUUUAUACAAUUGUACUUUUGGGACAUAAAACGACUUAUCAAGUUCAAAAAUUUAUUGGAUUCAUGUUGGUUGUGGAACCUCGUGAAUGGCCUGAUAACAGCAGUCUUUCAUCACCUGGAGUUAUCCAGAGUCCUUCGCAAUCUCCAGAAAUCGGGUCAUUUCAGCUCUUUGGUGACGCUCUCAUCAAGAUAUCUGAAGAUUGUCCGAAUGCAAUUCUCCAUACAUCAGAUAUUCCUAAAUCAGAGGUUCAAGCUAUGUGGCAGGCUCCAUCCAAUCCAACAGGAUGUGUUGUCUUCAAAGCCACUGUGGUUGAAUCGAGUGAUACUUGGUUCAUGGAUGAUGGAGCCUUGACUAAACACUUUUGCCCCGAGGAAUCUGAAUCUCUGGAUGAACAAACGGAAAUUCUUGAAGAAUGCUGUGCCUGUGAUGAGGCCAAAUAUGAGGUUAUCUUUCAAGGACUUUGGUCACGAUUCACUCAUCCAAAAGACUUUCCAAUAAACAGCCAAUUGGCCCACUUUUCGGAGAUUAUUGGAGCUUCGCACACAGCCGACUUUCGCAUGUGGGAAUAUGGAGGCUAUGCAUCGGAAGGGUUAAGACAACUGGCCGAGUCUGGAACAACCAAGAAGCUGGAAGCAGAACUCAAAGCAGAAUCAAAUAAGAUUAGAACAAUUAUUAAAUCUAGAGGCUUGUGGCAUCCAAACUUGAAUGGUAAAACGUUUGCCGUUUUCCGAGUUGACAAGAAGCACCAUUUGAUGUCACUUGUUUCCAUGCUUGGACCCAGUCCAGAUUGGAUUGUUGGUGUCUCGGCUCUUGAAUUGUGUCUUAAAAAUUGCUCAUGGGUUGGUGAGAAGCAAAUGAAUCUUUACCUUUGGGAUGCUGGAACAGAUUCAGGAAUCUCUUAUCUAUCACAAAAUACACCGACAAUUCCCCAAGAAAGGAUUCGACGGAUAACACCAUCCAAUCCCAACUCAAGAGAUUCACCCUUUUACGAUCCAAAUGGAAGCAAGAUGAAGCCCUUUGCUCGUCUAACAGUAACCCGACAACGAAUGUACGAAAAGGCUUGCGAUGAAACUGAACCAUUGGACCUGUCACCAUCACCCAUAACAAUGACAGCUCCAGAUGAUUGUACAGUAACUGAUUGGACUGAGUUUAAACCGUGCAGUGUUACUUGUGGCAAAGGUUUUCGUAUAAGAACUCGUAACUUUGCUUACGAAUCGCGUGCUCGAUUGGCCGACUGUCGGACUCCAUUGAUUGAGAAGGAACCUUGUGAGGUUGACUGCAUUGGUGAUGUUAGUUGUGCCACUACAAGUUGGUCUGAAUGGUCUGAUUGUUCUGUUACUUGUGGUAAAGGCAGUCGAACUCGAAGUCGCAAAUUUAUGAAUCGAUCGGCAAAGAAAGUUUGUACUCAGGUCGAGUUGGUGCAAAAUGAAUCGUGUACAGGUCCUAUUCCAGUUUGCCCAGAAGAGGAAGAACACGAUCCCAAAUGUUCAGUUACUCAAUGGUCGGAAUGGUCACCUUGUACAGUCUCUUGUGGUCGUGGGAUGAAAAUCCGCACUCGACUUUAUCUAAGUCCAGUUCAAAGUUCUCUUAACAAUUGUAAUGUUGAAUUGAUUCAAAAGUCUCCCUGUACAGCCGAUAAAGCCGACUGUUCAAUCGACUAUAGUGAUGCAAAAGAAGUUUGUAUGACUCCAAAAGAUGUUGGCCCAUGUCGAGGCUACUAUCCUCGUUGGUACUAUGAUGGUGACAAAGCGAUGUGUUUACAGUUCAUUUAUGGUGGAUGCAGAGGAAAUCGCAACAAUUUUGAACGUUACACUGAUUGUAGUAAAAUGUGCGAAGUAUUAUUACGAGACUUCGUGAAAGCUUCUCUGCCUCCAUCUACUAUUGCCUAUGCCUAUGCUAUGAAAGAUGCCACCAUCCAUCUUGAAAAAGGACUUGUCUGUGCGCCAAUCAGUGCCUUGACCACACUGGCUUCCAACCCCAAUUCACAUCAUCAAUAUACAAGUAGUUUGUAUCAUCCAGUUGCUUCACCUGGCUCACAAAUUUCAUCAUUGGCCAGUCAUCAUUCAUCUUCUUCAUCAUCUUCAUUAAUUGUACCAUCAUCAUCGCCAAUAUCAACAAGCUCAGGUAGCUCAGAUCAGCCCAAAAUUGAUUGUGUAACCAGUGAAUGGAGUGAAUGGAGUCCCUGUUCAAAAUCCUGUGGAACCAAAGGACGUCGAACAAGACGCAAAAUGAUCAAAGUUAACCCUCAAAAUGGAGGUAAACCUUGUCCAAGGAAACUUGUUCAGCGAAGAAAAUGCAAAAAUCUUCCUCCUUGUCAAGAAGAUGAAGAAGAUUAAUGGACAUUAUCAGAAUGAUCAAAGAUGCAAAUCUCCUCGCGAGGAAAAACACUUGAAAUAUCCAAUCUCUACUUUUGUCUUUUUAAUUCUCUGUUUAAUUUUCACUCAUAUUCCAUUUCAUCAAUUUAUUUGACCUUUUUUCCCUAGUCAAUGCUUUUCAAACAUACUAAAACAUCAGAUCAUCAUAUCUUUACUCUUCAUCACUUUUGCCAUUUCCCAUCUUCAUCUUUCAUAAAAAUCAUGGAAUAACAAAAGGUCGUAGGUAUUCGUACAUACAAAACAAAGACACUGGAAUCUGUGAAUCUCAUCAACAAGACUUGUCGAUUGUUGGGCUAAGUCUUAUAUGCAUAUCUUAUCAGUAUUGUAAAAGUUUGAUAGAACUUUUAAAUGGACUGUCUGGUUGAACAUAAAAAAAUGUCUUUAAAUGUUGGUUAAUCUCGUUAGAUUUGUGUUGAAAAUUAAUCGCCAUGAUCUCAAAUACACUUCAAUGGAGACAGAUUUAAACUAAGUUGACUGGUUUUAAAGUCAAUGGGGCUUAGUUUUGCAGAAAUUUAUCAAAAAAAAUGGUUGGAAUCAUCAAAUUUUUCAUUAAAUAAGGAUCAAUUUUGAAAUGGCUUUUUGGAACACCAAUAACGAAGCAAAAAAUCUUUUCCAGACAUGAGUUUGUUUCUUCACGCUACAGUAUUUAUCCCGAUAACCCGUUCUCAUGGAUUAAUUGCAACCCAAUAUCAUUUCUAGAAACAGCACAAAUGGAAAGCAAAAGUCUUUGGUGCAUUUCAUUUCCAUGAAAUAUAUAAAAAUGAAACGAAGUAAAAUUAGGUUAGUUAACUAGGAAGAGCAAAGCAAAUUAGUUAUAAGCAAAGAUGCACACGAGGUUAUAAAGUCAUCAAUACUAACAGCUAGUGAUUUGGCUCUGGCUCGGUAUCAAUAAAAUAAACAGAAGUUUACAGAAUUUUCAUUCACCAAAAUCGGAUUUCUCACUAAACCGAUGAAAAUCAAAAGACGAAUUUCAUUUUAAAAGUAAAAUGCUGUACAUUUGUUAUUUUGUUGGACCAGCAACUUUAUCUGUAAAAAGCGACAGCGUUUUAGGCGUCAAAUCCUCACGAUAGAAGCGGUUCUAGCAUUGAAACUAAAUUACCAAAUUUACAAAUCAGUUUCAUCUUUUUUAAUUUCCUCAAUAGACUCAGAGAGUAGAUUACAUCUAAUUAGCCAUUAAACUUGAACCGUUGGAUUAAUUUGAAUCACACAUUAAACCAGAUUAACUAACAGUGUUUGUUAAUUUUUGUAUUACCAAUAUAUUAACCCUAAAUAUUAUACAUAAAUGAGGUUAACUGGAAACAAAAAUAAGCUAUUCUAGCUUCAUGCAUAUCUUAAUCGUUAAUCAUCUUGAUUAAAUGUUAAAAUUAAUUGUUGAUUUUAAUCAAUUUUGCUCUCUUUUCCUCUCGUUUUUUUUGUUACUCAUUCAAAUAUCAUAACAAUUGUUAUUAACAAAUGAAAAAACUAACAAAGCUAUUUACUCGUUGAAAAAUAUACAUACAAAUUAAGUUGUGUUUUUGCAAAUCACAAUCAAAACAAUUGUAAACUGAUUUUUGUAAAUCCAUUAACAUUAAUGAAGGAAACAAAGAAACAUAUUAUACAAUUAUAAUCAAAGAGUUAAAUGUAAAAGUUGUCAAAUGAGCAAAGUAAAUCACACAUUUAACAUUAA
Tetranychus urticae (two-spotted spider mite) is the source of this 4441-nucleotide messenger RNA. RefSeq names its product spondin-1-like. The record is from RefSeq and is a predicted model, not a curated record. Gene Ontology annotation, molecular function: serine-type endopeptidase inhibitor activity. Gene Ontology annotation, cellular component: extracellular matrix. Lineage: Eukaryota; Metazoa; Arthropoda; Arachnida; Trombidiformes; Tetranychidae. Gene Ontology annotation, biological process: cell adhesion.